AGAGAUUUGAUGCUCUCGUCACUGAGACCCUGAUCUUCCUGCUGAGAGGCUUUCAGAGAUUUUGGGGAGCUGACGUCAGGACUGUAAGAUGGAUCACUCCUCGCUGCUUCUGUGCUCCAUUGUUGGCGCUUUGCUAAUGUUUUCAGCUCGUGCGAGCGACUGGUGCUACACCGGCUGUGAGUCCCACACUCCAAGCCACUGGGGAGACCUCCCUGGAUCUUUCUGUGAUGGGAAAAGACAGUCUCCUAUUAAUAUAGACACCAGAUAUGUUGAUAAAGACUCCAAGCUGGUCGCGUUCAACCUCAUCAACUUCACCUCCAACAUCACGUCCAUGAUAAACAAUGGACAUACAGUGAAGUGCACAUUUGGAGACGAUGUUGAAGUGAGUGGAGGUGGCCUUAAUGGAGCGUAUUCCGCAGACCAGUUUCACCUUCACUGGGGCGACACAAACCAUCAUCCGGGUUCGGAGCACAUGAUCAACGGUCACCGAUCUCCAAUGGAGAUGCACAUCGUCAGUCUGAAGAAAGGUCUUACUGCGGAUGAGGCCAUGGCACAAUCAGAAGGGAUCGCUGUUCUUGGAUUUUUCAUAAAUGCAACUGAAGAUGGCGAUAUGACGGGAUCAUGGAACACGCUCACGUCAUAUCUGACAGACCAAAUAGACACUAAAGUUUCAAUUGAGGAAGACUUAUCGAUUCAGGACCUGAUCAAAAAUGUCGACCUAACAAAGUUCUAUCGUUACCUGGGCUCCCUGACCACGCCCACUUGCAAUGAAGCAGUCGUGUGGACGGUCUUUCAUGAGCCAAUCAAGAUCAACAAAAAGCUGAUUGAGCGGUUUCCUGCAAAUACAGGGCUCAGCAACAUUUAUCGGCCUACGCAAGCCCUCAAUAACCGUCAAGUGUUUGCUUCACCUGCAUCUCCUCUCCCUCCCAGUCAUCCUUGGUGCUACGACGACCACUGUGAGCACACUUCAUCCCACUGGCACCUUCUGCACCACUCCCAUUGUGACGGUGAGAGCCAGUCACCCAUCAACAUUGAGACACGCAACACUGUGGUGGACAAAAACCUCGACGCCUUCGUCUUUACAAAGUUUGACGACAAACACGCCAUCAAGUAUAUCACUAAUACAGGACAUGCAGUUAAAUGUGUCUUGAAGGACGGCGUGGCGGAGGUGUCGGGGGGAGGUUUGGGACACGUCUACUCCACCCUUCAGUUCCACUUCCACUGGGGCACGGAAUCACACGACUCCCAUGGCUCAGAGCACAAAGUGGAUUCCAAACAGUACCCAAUGGAGAUGCAUAUUGUGAACAAGAGGAAGGAUUUAAGUUUGGAGGAGGCGGUGCAGACUCCCAAUGGCCUGGCAGUUCUGGGAUUCUUUAUUGAGGCUGUGAGUACGACGAAAAGCAGCAGCAGCAGCAGCAGCAGCAGCAGCAGUAGUUCUGCUGAUUCUGGACAUGCCGAUUCUGGACAUGCUGAGACAAGUACGCCAUCUAACAUGGAAGUCUGGAAGAAGCUGACCCAUUACCUCUCGGCUAUUAAAACAGUCGACCAACGAGCUAAUGUCACUGACGAGAUCUCCAUCGACGACUUGCUCGGCAACGUGAACACGAGGGCGUACUACCGCUACAACGGCUCAUUAACCACGCCUACAUGUAAUGAAGCGGUGGUUUGGACGAUCUUUAAAGAGACUCUCAAAGUGAACCAAAGUCUGAUGAGUCUGUUCCCGACUCAGGCAGGAUAUGGCAACGUGUUUCGGCCGCUGCAGUCUCUCCACAACAGGACGGUGUACAGCACCGUUGCAUCAGCAGCCAGCGGCCCCGCACCCGCACCUGCACCUGCUGUGCUGUUUCUGCUGCCGCUGCUGCUCCUCUGCACCGUUUCAUUCAAUCUGCGUCAGUAAAAAAAAAAAGAAAGAAGAAGCUCAUCAAACUGAAGCUGCUGUGGUGAAUAAUUGUAUCAUGCACUAAUUAUCCGUUUUACACUGCUCUGAUUAUUUUAAUAUUUAUAACAAAUGGGUAAAAUUGUGUUUUUCAAUUGUGGUUAUUUGACGUCGUAAUCGAAACAUGUUUUAAUUGCACUGUUCUCCAGGACAUAACCUUUUCCAUUAUCACUAGGGAUGCACCGAACUGAAAAUGACUUUCCAGCAUUUAACAGGCGCUGUUCCAUCGUGUACUCACAUCUUGUUGGAACCGUUUUUUUGGCGUUCCAAACUGAUUUUGGACAAACUCUAAGCGGGAAUAGAUGCUUCGGUUGUGUUGUUUCGGUGCAUCUCUAAUUAUCGCCCACGGUAGUAAAAAUAGUGAGAAAUUGCAAGAUUGUCUACUGUAUUUCGCACAGUUUUCUUAGUUCUUACUGUAAACAUACUUAAGCUUAGGCCUUAGUGUUUUUUAAUUCUGUUUUACUGGUCUGUUUAAUUAGUAGGAAAUGCAUUCCUGCAAACGGUGAAAACUAAAAUUGAGAUUUGUAUAAAUUUCGCUUGCCCAGUAAUUGAUGCAUUGUAAGUGAGAUAAAUAAUAAAAGUGACAGUUGCAUUAUAUUUACCAGAUUUUAGGGACAUAUUGUGGUCGCGAUCAAUCAAUUUUAUUUAUGAUAUAAUAAAAAAAACAUGAUCAAUUUAAA
This is a messenger RNA of Solea senegalensis (Senegalese sole), 2616 nucleotides long. RefSeq names its product carbonic anhydrase 4-like. Gene Ontology annotation, cellular component: plasma membrane. The coding region runs from base 89 to 1897 and encodes 602 amino acids. The transcript is spliced from 18 exons. Gene Ontology annotation, molecular function: zinc ion binding; carbonate dehydratase activity. NCBI's taxonomy places the organism in Eukaryota, Metazoa, Chordata, Actinopteri, Pleuronectiformes, Soleidae. The record is from RefSeq and is a predicted model, not a curated record.